CCAUCCCAAACAGCCCCACCUUUCCCCCCACCGGGAGCUGAGUGACGUCUCCAGGGCUGCAGCUCUCUGAUUGGACCACGCCUUUACUUGCACACUGGGUGCCAGUCUGACUUCUCUCCCUGCCUCCGAGCCGAAGCUCCCAGGUGGGCAGGACUGAAGAGCUUAAUGCUGGGGCAGCUGGGUGUUUGGGAGAUUGCAUUUUGGACUGAGAGUGACCUUCUUACCCUUGGAUAGGGACCCUUCGGGGAGCAGUACCAGGGAAGGGUUGGCUGGGAGCUGAUAUUGUCCGGGCAUGUUAGUUUCACUUCUGUUUCCCAGGCCCUGCUUCCUGGCUGCAGAUAGAGAAGCCACUUCCUGACUGUCUCCAUGUAAUGACCUAGCACUUUCUCCAGGGUCCCAUCUAAGGGGGGGGUGGCAUGGAGGGGACAGGGAGAGACCAUCUGCUGGAAACCUUGGAUGAUCUGAGGAAGGAUGAUCUCAAGAGGUUCAAGCACAAGCUGCGAGUGAUCCAGAUGGAGGAGGGAUACCAAGCCAUCCCCUGGGGUCGGCUGGAGAAGGGGGAUCCCGUGGAUGUUACCGACCUGCUGAUCAGUCACUGCGGGGAGCGCUACGGAGUGGAGGUGGCUGUGAAGGUGCUGAGAGACAUCAGGCAGAGACAGCUGGCGGAGAGACUCAGCAGAGCUGGGUCUAUAAAUGCAGGGCGGGAAUCAGAGACUAAGAGCGACUCAGAGCCAGGGAGGAAAGAUGGUUCAAAUCGGUGUGAGGAAUCAGCCAUUGGGCAAGACCCAGAGACAGAACUUUCCCAAGAAAGAAGAGCAUUUCAUGACAUCCUGUCCAAGCUAAACCUGGAGCAGCACAGAAGCAGGAAGCUCAGGCUGAGCAAUCUCCAGGAAAUCAGUGCAGACAGUAUAGAGAUCUGGGCUCCUCACACAUUAGGAGAUUUACCAUGGCAUUUCCUGAGGAAGGUCAUGGCUCUGAGUGGAAUGGCCAGAAACACAAGUCUUGGGCAUCAGGCACCAGAUGAAGGAAUCAGUGAGGAUGAGGAGGAGCUGGAGAGUGGGGACAAUAUUUUCCAACAUAGUGGCCCUGGCACUACUGAUUCUCUGCACCCCCUCGAUGUUCUCUGUGCCGUUCUGCUUUCCUCAGACAGUUUCCUACAGCAGGAGAUCCUGUCCAAAAUGUCCAUGUGCCAGUUUGCCCUCCCUCUGCUGCUACCCGCCCUCGACACCCCCAAGUGCACCCUACUGCUGUGGGCCAUGAGGGACAUUGUGAGGAAGUGGAGGCCGCACUCCCUGGCAGAGAGCAGAGGGUUCAGAGAGGAGAGCCUGGUGCUCACGUCAAUGCCAACCAUUUCCUUUGUGCGGCUGGGGAGCUGCAGCUUCUCCAAGUCCAAACUCCUCAAUGAGGUUCUCAGCCCCUCCCAGCAGCACCACGAUUUCUUUAUCCACCGGGACAUGGAGUCUGGGAAUGUUCCUCGGGAAAUCGCAGAUGGGCUGGUUGAGAUUUCCUGGUAUUUCCCUGGUGGGAAGGAGAAUUCAGAUCUUUUCCCAGAGCCCGUUGCAGUUGCAAACCUGCGCGGAGACAUUGAGUCACACCAGCUGCAGUUCAGCUUUUUAACAGAGAUCUCGUCAGCAGUGUUCAUAGUUACUGAGAGCAUCAACAAGAGACAAUGCACGCUUUUAUCAUCUCUGCAGGGAUCAGCCACUAAAUACUACUUCAUCCUCAGUGCCCUGGCGGACAAACACAGUGAAUCACUUGAAGAACUUGCGAAGUUGGCUCCUGUCUUAAAACUGGAUAAAUCCCAUGUGCUGGAGAAUGUGAACACCAGAACUAGUGUGCAGCUUGUAAAGAAGCUUCAGUCCACCAUAGGCAUCAUAAUGAUGUCUGCUAACAAGAGUAUCAGUAUUGCAGCCAUGGCUGUGACAGCACGUAAACUAGGAAUCCAGGUAGAUGAAGAUUAUGAACAAUGUCAGAGCACAAGCAAUUGGGCUAAAGAAAUCACUUCAGAAAUACAAGAUGUGGCAAAGUACAAGAAGGAAAUGCUGAGACUGCAAGGGGACAUUUGGAAAAAGUGGGUUAAAUUAGAAAAGGAACUGUGCAGGAUGAAUAGGGAGGCAUCCAUAGAGACACAGGAAUCUCAUCUGAGGGAGAAAGUGUUAGAGUUACGAUCAAAAUUGAAUCAAUGUGAUAUCAGUGUUGGUACCAUGAAAUUUAUUACUGGAAUAGAAAAACUUUCUAAAGUGGAAGUCCAUAGCUUCCUAAAAUGGAUGAGAUUUAAUCUGGAGAACGUUAGUAGGGGGAAUAAAAAACUCUCUCUAAUGGAAAAUAAAUAUAAAGAAGAAUAUAAAACUGGAAGCAAUGACCCUAAAAGUUUAUCAGAACUAGAUGAAUUAUUCUCUGCCAGCUCCUUACGGGUGGAGCAUUUCAUGCGUGAGUUGGGGCAGUUUUAUGAGACAGAAUGCACAAAGGUCAAAGAAGGAAUAAAAGCAAAUUGGCAAAGGCGAUUCAUCCAUCUCCCGGAUAUAGCUGCUGACCUGAUGGUGGAAGGGUUUCCUGUGGAACUGAUAGAUGGAGAUUCAUCCAACAUCCCACUGCAGUGGGUGACAGAUGUUCUGACUCAGCUCCAUACCAAGCUGGGGGGAAGGUCCAGAAUGCUGGUUCUAACGGUGCUGGGAGUGCAGAGCACUGGGAAAUCCACCCUCCUCAACACCAUGUUCGGCCUGCAGUUUGCAGUGAGCAGUGGCCGAUGUACGCGAGGAGCCUUCAUGUCAUUUGUUAAAGUGGCAGAGAACUUUCAGCAGGAGCUGGGCUGUGAUUUCAUCCUGGUGAUAGACACAGAAGGCUUGAAAGCCCCUGAAAUGCCCACACUGGAGGACAGCUAUGAACAUGACAAUGAGCUGGCCACACUGGUGAUUGGACUGAGUGAUAUAACGAUUGUUAACAUGGCCAUGUCGAAUGCCACUGAAAUGCAAGAUAUUCUGCAAAUUGUGGUCCACACAUUUCUCAGAAUGAGGGAAGUCAGGCACAAACCUUACUGCCAAUUUGUGCAUCAGAACAUCAAAGAUGUGUCUGCACAUGAACAAAACACUAGGGAUAUGAACCAUCUCCUGGAACAGCUAAAUGAAAUUACCAAAGCUGUAGGAAGGAUGGAAAAACAAUGCAGGGAAAUUAAAAUUUCUGACAUGAUGGACUAUGAUCCACAGAAAUACAACUGGUACAUCCCUAGGCUAUGGCAUGGAGUCCCCCCCAUGGCACCAGUGAAUAUAGGAUACAGUGAGAGUGUAUGUGAACUAAAGAAGUAUUUGUUUAAACGUAUAAGGAACUCUUCCCUGAGCAGCCCCCCUAAGGACAUUCCCCACUUUAUUGAAUGGGUUAGGAGCCUGUGGAAUGCAGUGAAACAUGAGAGCUUCAGCUUCAGCUUUAAAAAGAGCCUCGUUGCUGAGGCCUAUAACCAAAUGUCUGUGAAGUUUGAAGAGUGGGAAUUGAAACUCCGUGAGCUGAUGGCGUUCUGGGUAACUUCAAUGGCAAAUAUUAUUCAAAGUCAGACACCAGAUAAAGUGGAUUUUGGUAUCUUACAAUGUAAUGUUCAGGACCAUCUUGUAUUUGCUGAACAGAAUAUUUUGGAUUGUUUAGGAAAAUAUUUUGACAUUGGAGAGGAGCACCUGAUGGAAAAAUACAAAGAAGACUUUAUCAGGCGCACAAGCAGCCUCAAGCAGGAACUUGAACGUUAUGCAAUAAACAAGUUGGAGGAAUCCAUUUAUAUUAGAAAAUACUGGCUCAAGGUAGGAUUUCUAAAGGAGGAGUACAUGAAAACCAUUGAAGAGAAUCUAGACAGACUCUGGAGAGACUGCAGGAGAAGACAACAGAAAUUAGACAAUAGGGAACUGGAGAGUCAAUUUGAAAUAAUGUGGAGAAAAAUGUUAUCAGAGUUACCGUUUGCAUUUUCACAGGAAUGCGCCAUAACUCAGGAGAUGAUGUUCCAACUCACAAAAGACCUGAGUAAUCGAGCAGCUGUUGAUAUUUUGACAUCCGUAUCCAUGAAAACCUUGUUGAAUUGUGAAACCAAGUCAUUCCCAAUGAAACAGCAGUACUUAGACGUGCCAUGUUUUAAAGCUCUGAUUCCAUGGUUUACACAGGAAUGCUAUCAUAGACUAGAAGCACUGGCUAAAUCCUUAAUGGCCAAGUGCAUUAGUUACACCGAAGCAAAAGUAAGGUCCAAAGCAGGCUACGAUGAAACCUGCUUCAGAGAACUGCUCAACAUGGUCAACGAGUGGCUCCAAGAGGAGGAUGUUCGGAAACUUCCCACUACCCUUUCCUUUGAAACUGACCUAAAAUUUCACAUUUUGUGGAAGGCAGCUUAUGCAUUUCAGAAGAUGAAUAAAGAUUUUAUCAAAGGAAAUGAUCCUCAGCAACAUGUGGAACAGCUGAAACCUCAGUAUCUCUCCAUAUUUAAAUAUCUUUAUUUGGAGAAGGAUUCCUGUGAAAACAGGGUCCAGGAUUUCUGUGAUCGGUGUCUGAAACCUGCCCUGAAAGAUUAUGUUAAUAACAGACUUGGAAUGGAAAUAGCGGAUGACUUUCUCAGCAGGGGGAAGUCCACUGAAUACAGCAGCCGGAGUGUCUUCCACUUCACUGUGCAGAAGAAGCUGCUGGAGGAGAUGAACUUUGACAACUAUGUAGAAUACAUUAAUAACUAUGAAAAAUUUGUGAAAUCCUGGAUGUGGAGAUGUCUGUUAGAUAACUACUACCAGUCGGAGGGUUUGCAAGAUUUGGAGAAAGAGAUUCUGUCCACAAUAAUAAAGAAAAUCAGGGAUGCACUGGAAAUGACGAAAGAUAAAAAGACUAGAACAGUCUGUGCAUUUUUAUUCCAUUUUUGUGAGAUGAUACAGAAGGACCUAGUCAUCCCCAGUUACAGUUUAGUGGGCGUAUGGGCUCUCAAUACAACAGACACCGAGAGUUUCUUUGCUUGUAUUCAGUCCUUCCUUCCUGAUCUAGAACAGCAAAUCUUAGCUGAAUUUCAAGAUUUGGAAGUUGAGUCUAAAUUCUCCAGUCUGUCAGUGAAGCCCCAGGAUGAAAUCUUUAAGCGAGUGUUUGGCUGUGGGAAGCAGUGCCCAUUCUGUAAAGUCCCUUGUGAGGCAGACGGCCGUCAUCACAGGGAGCAUUUUGCAUCAGUGCAUCGGCCUCAAAGUCUACAGAGAUUCGGGAAUAGCCAUGCUAAAAAGCUUCAUUAUUCUUUAUGCUCCACUGAUGUGCUUUACAAUGACAAAUUCCAAAAUUCAGACACUGAAUGGAAACCUCAUCCUUACAAAGAUUAUCGUGACUGUUACCCAGAUUGGUACAUCCAGCCAGAUCCCAGCAUCGUGGCUUCUGAUUACUGGAAGUUUGUUUUCAAGGAAUUCAAUCACCAGUUUGCUAGAGAAUAUGAUGCUCUGCCUGCUGAUCUCCCAGAGGAUUGGGGAAAAAUAACCGAAGAGCAGGCACUGGAGAGCAUUAAAAAAAGUGUUUAUGAUGAAAUAGCCCAAUUGGUGAGGAAGUCUGUAUAAGUGAGUUCUAUUUAUGUGAGUUAUAUUUUGACAGAACCAUGAAGAAUAAUUCCUUUUUUCCUUUUUUUUAAAGGAAGCAAAUAGAGCAUGUGAUGUAAAAUAUGUAAUUCUU
This is a messenger RNA of Mauremys reevesii (Reeves's turtle), 5652 nucleotides long. RefSeq names its product up-regulator of cell proliferation-like. The transcript is spliced from 3 exons. Lineage: Eukaryota; Metazoa; Chordata; Testudines; Geoemydidae. Bases 417 to 5540 code for a protein of 1707 amino acids. The record is from RefSeq and is a predicted model, not a curated record. Gene Ontology annotation, molecular function: GTP binding.